Ruditapes philippinarum (Manila clam) is the source of this 2395-nucleotide messenger RNA. Its product is annotated as ADP-ribosylation factor-like protein 2. Gene Ontology annotation, cellular component: cytoplasm; microtubule cytoskeleton. NCBI's taxonomy places the organism in Eukaryota, Metazoa, Mollusca, Bivalvia, Venerida, Veneridae. Bases 92 to 646 code for a protein of 184 amino acids. The transcript has 5 exons. Gene Ontology annotation, biological process: protein folding. The record is from RefSeq and is a predicted model, not a curated record. Gene Ontology annotation, molecular function: GTP binding; GTPase activity.
GACGAAUAAUACCAACUUUACUAUCUUCAAUUGAAGAGCAGUAAACAAAUAUUAGUCACAUUUAUUUUAAUUUUUUAUCUGUCUUUGAAAAAUGGGACUCUUAACAAUAUUAAAGAAAAUGAAACAGAAAGAGAAGGAAGUUCGCAUUCUUAUGUUAGGUUUAGAUAAUGCAGGGAAAACAACAAUAUUAAAGAAGUUUAAUGGUGAAGAUAUAGAUACCAUAUCACCUACACUAGGAUUCAAUAUCAAGACAUUAGAGCAUAGAGGGUUUAAAUUGAAUGUAUGGGAUGUCGGAGGUCAGAAGUCACUGAGGUCAUACUGGAGGAACUAUUUUGAGAGUACAGAUGGAUUGAUCUGGGUCGUUGACAGUGCUGAUAGGAUGAGGUUACAGGACUGUAAAAAAGAACUUAACAAUCUUCUUGUAGAGGAGAGGUUAGCAGGAGCCACCUUACUUGUGUUCGCAAACAAACAAGAUCUACCAGGAGCUUUAUCAUCAUCAGAUAUUAGAAAAGGUUUAAAUCUGGAUGAAAUUACCACACACCAUUGGUUAAUACAGGGCUGCAGUGCAGUGACGGGCGAGAAUCUACUAGAAGGAAUUGACUGGGUCGUAGAUGAUAUAGCAUCAAGAAUAUUUACGAUGGACUGAUGUUUAUUUACAUUUUUAGGAUUUUAUUUUAUCGACUUUCUGUGAUAAACCAGUACAUUAAUGUUGAACAAAGAUGAAAGGAGUGAAAAAUUGUUGAGAGAUUGAUAUCUGCCACUGUGGGAAAUUAAUCAUUAAUUUGAGCACAUUAUGUUGGUGCCAUAUAUGAACAUAUUAUUUUUUUUCGUGAUUGUGAUGAAAAUUAAGAGUUUAUUUGAAAUAGCCAGUAUAUGAUGCUAUAUAAAGGAAACAGAGCCAUUGUCCAAGUAGGACUCAAGCCAAAGACUGAGUCUAGAGGUAGACAUUCAGUUCAUUAGGUUAGUCUGUCCCCUUAAUGCUUAACAAUGUUCCGUUAAAAUGCGCUUGAUAAUCAUUGUGUCUUGAAACUAGAGCACAUUGGAAUUACAUGUGCUCAAAAUAUUAAUGUUGCCUAAGUUUUACAUAUUUACAAUACAGUUGAUAAUAGUAUUCCUAGUAGUGAAUGGUUGAAGGAACAGUAUUGUUGUCCUCUACCAAUAUAAUUUCUUUUUCAAAUGGUAGACCUUUCAGAACCAUUGUAAAUUGCAUAUAAUAAACAGUUUUUAUCACAUAAGCCAUGACACAGAAGUCUAAUAAGUCCAUUUAAUAAAAACGAUAUUACUGUAACGUCAUUGCGUUAUGUACAAACAUAUCUGGGAUAUACGAUAACUUAUCGUAUGUCCCGGAACAUAUAUAGCAUUCAAGUGCACUUAUGUUAACACAACACUGAAAAUGACUAUUUCAGCUGAAAACCUUUGUUAUUUUAUGAUUUUAUUAAACUCUUUCAAUAAGUUUUGUAUUAAAUGAACACUGUAUAUUCAGAUUUAAUUGCCAUUGCAAUGAUUUCUUCAUUUAUUUUGGCAUUUAGCUUUGAAUAAUUAGCCUACUGAAUUUGUAAUAAUUGAUAUGAGCCGUGUCACGACAAAACCAACAAAGUGCGUGUGCGACCAGCAUGGAUCCAGACCAGCCUGCGCAUCCACGCAGUCUGAUCAGGAUCCAUGCUGUUCGCUUACCAACCCUAUAACAAGUAGAGAAACUGAUAGCGAACAGCAUGGAUCCUGAUCAGACUGCGCGGAUGCGCAGGCUGGUCUGGAUCCAUGCUGGUCGCAAACCCACUAUGUUGGUUUUGUCAUGACACGGCUCAUAUGUGAUGAUAGAUGAGUGUAUAACAGGUUUUUCUAUCUGAAUUAAUAUUAUCGGUAAAACUUUAUAUGAUUCAGGAUUUAAAAGUAUUCAGGGUGAUGCAGCAAUGGGGGCUAUUUUGUUUCAGUCUGGAAAAGUACAUUCUUUUAAAAGUUAUUUAAAAAAAAAACAGAAUACCCUAUGUUUUGUUUAUGAUACAUAUAUUGUAAGUCACAAAAUAUUUACAUUUUUAUGCGGCUUUUCAGUGUCGAAAUGUACCAUUUUUAGUGAUUAUUAUUCAAUCGAAAGCAGCAAAUUUUUGCAAAACAGCUACGUUAUCUUACAUCAUAUAAAAGAUCUGAAAUUGUGUUUUUAAUAGAUGUUAAAUUUCGAAAACAGAAGAGGCAGGAAUUUAGGAUGACUUUGACACAAUUAGUCCAUAUACAUGUAUACAAAUUACCACUUGUUAAAGAAAUAAAUUGAUCUAUUACAAAUUUUGAUUGUAGAAAAGGAAAAUUGUUGAAUUUUUCUUUUAUCAAUUGUAAUUACUAUUUGAUGUAUUUGUACAUGUUAUUCAUUAUAAAUAGUAAUAAAAAAGAUAGUGGAAAGUAA